Molecule: messenger RNA, 1023 nt
Organism: Cricetulus griseus (Chinese hamster)
Lineage: Eukaryota; Metazoa; Chordata; Mammalia; Rodentia; Cricetidae
Source: RefSeq, a predicted model, not a curated record
AUGUCUACACCAGUUGCCUCAGACUACACACCAAGGCUUCAGAACCCAGUGAAAGGUCAAAAGAAAAAAGGACUUAGGAGAGUGAAGACAGGUGUGUGUGUGACCCUUGGCAGAAGAUCAGAGAUGUCAUCUGUCUCCCCAAAGAUGUCCAGCAAACUCAAUGAUUCAUGGAAAGAGGUGCCAGAGGAGAAUGCUUGCUUGGCAAAAAAAGCUCCAAAGGCCAGCAGCAUUCGGGCUUCCAGGGAUGCCUCUGCAGGGGAUGUCCCUGAGCAGAGAACCAAGAGGAAGAGGGGACAAUGCAAAAGGAAAUUGGAGAAUAUCCUGACCGAUCCAAAAGCCUGCACCAUUCUUGCCUCCACUGAUGCCUCUGCAGGGGAUGUGCCUGAGCAGAGAACCAAGAGGAAGAGAGUCCAGAAGACAAGGACCCUGACAGAUGUCAAAGCAGCUAUCCUUGAAGGUGCCUCAAACACAGCCACCUCUGAAGCUGCCCCUGAAGCUGCCUCAGAGCCGAAGUUCUACAGGAGGAGAACCAAGAGGAGCAUAUGGACUGUGGACCGCAUCGAGGGGACAAAACUCAUCAUAAACAAAAAGAGAAGACUCAGUUACCAGCCUGAGGACCUUGAAGCCUUCUACCGAAUUCUGGAGGAUCCUGUGGUCCAGAACUUCUUGGCAGCUGACAUUUUCUUCAGGGUGACUGACAAGUACCUGCUGUCCAUGGUGGUGGAGUACUUUGGCCGACUUGGACUCCCUGGACAUCUCUACAACAGGAUCCACUUCUUCCUGGCCCUCUACAUUGCCUGUGACAUGGAAGAGGAUGACCCCAUAUCUAGGAGGAGCAUCUUUCAAUUCUCGCUGGGCAGAGACACAUGGCAAGACUUGUACAAGGACUUCCAAAGGCUUCAGAAGGAGUUCCUCCAAGUCAUAGAUUACCGAGCCUGGGUCACACGACAAGAGUGUGAAGAGAUCCAGAACCAGAACCCACACCACUGGGUCUGGAGCCGGGUGCGCCAGAGCGCUCCUUAG